CAUAGGGCCGGACGUCGCGUGCGACAGCGAUGCCAUUCACCCACGUCCUCAGCGCAUGACGUAAUUCUCAAACCGCAAGGAUGCGCCCGGUCAUGGGAUUGGUGGAGGCAAAGGGGACCACCGAGUGAGAUCAGACCCUGGAUUUAAAUAGAAGCCCCUUCGGUGACUUGGCUAAGAGCUACGAGAACUGCGACGCUGCACACACUAAAGGACUUUGUAACACCGUGAACGAAGACAGCACUGGAAACUUCUAGUCUGAUGGUGCAAUUUUUUCAAGAUUCUGAAACAACCCGUUAUACAAUAUAAAAGUGCUUUAUAACUAAAGAGUGACAUACUAAGACGAAAGAAUUUGAACAUUAAACCCUGCGGCAGUCCAUAUGUGUAUUAGAUAUAUUUAAGAAAUUCGGAGACGUGAAGAAGAAAUAAGUAAAAGAACCCCCAAAGAGCUGACUUAUAUAAGUUAACGAAAAGAACUCCAGUCGACGUCGUGUGGCAUUGUUAUUGAUACGGUUUCUUGAUUGAAACGGAACCAAGAACAUUUCCCGUCGUGUUGAGUAUUUUUGUUCGGAAAUUGUGAUAAAAAUUCAGAACAGUUUCACCAAUUAUUUAUUCCUUCUUGUGUGGAAACCAGCCUUUUAAGAGACAUACACUUUUUUUUUCUGCUGUAUUUAAGUGUGGCUGUAAAUUGUCAUUUUUAAUUCAAUUUCACAAAAUGAUGCCCAAGAACAUGAAGACCUGCUUGCUAUUUCUGGUCAUCGCUCUUCUGGCACACACCAGCGCUCACCGUCUGUCAAAUCUUUUCUAUCUCCGCUAUUUGCCCCCCUCGCCCCAAAAUGUCGAUAGAUCGGCCGACACCACCACCGACACACAAGACCGAGAGCUCGGCACAAGUCCAGACACACUAGUUGUUGACAACUUACUAAACAAUAUCGGCACCAACCACCCCAUAUACAAACCUAGCCCGGUGGACAAGUCUGGAACAGGCGUCAACGGAGCUGACAGAAGCAGAAUGUUCAACGGUGACGGUACGCCGAACGGGAACCGAGCAGGUAUGCUUCCUUUCAGACCCCAAGCAGUUGUACCAGUCAACACUGACCGCGCCGGGGGCAACACUGUAGACGACAUGCUUUCCAAUCUGAUGUCAUCGAGACCCACCUAUAUCGUGGACAGAGAUCGGGACAUAGGGGGCCCCGAUCCCACGGACCCACAGCUGCCCAGCGGUCAGCCCAGUAACCCGGCGCCGUCCCCUUCCCUCCCUCUCCCCAUGCCUGUGGCUCCAGUUUAUCCUGGCAGAAGCAAGAACUCGAAUGGCGCCGUAAUUAUUACAGACAACGGCGCCGUCUUCCUGCGCAACAGCAAAACGGACCCCAAAGCGGUCACUGAGAAUGUUGCCACACCAGACGAUAGAGACGGAAAUAACAACAGUACAUUCGUGGAGCCGAUAGUAAACGAUAAACCAUUUGAAGCAGCUAAUCUUGACAAGUGGCUAAACCCAGAUAAAGAAACUGGAAAAACGUCGCACAGUAAUGAGGAGGAUACAACAAAAGAUAGCGACAAUUCAUCAAACAGUAGUGAUGACAGCGAUGACGACAAUUCAUCAAACAGCAAAGACGACAGCGAGGAAAGGGGUGAAAGCGGAAGAAGCCUCAAUUUUCCCCUCAACAGAGAAUUUACUGUUCCCCCUUUCUCGCCUUACUCUGGCUUCGAUAAGGACGACAAUAACAAUGAACAAGACGAGAAUAAAAAGGAAAUUCUCUCCGUGAAUGGUGAGUAA
Molecule: messenger RNA, 1774 nt
Organism: Aplysia californica (California sea hare)
Lineage: Eukaryota; Metazoa; Mollusca; Gastropoda; Aplysiida; Aplysiidae
Exons: 2
Coding region: 713-1774 (353 amino acids)
Source: RefSeq, a predicted model, not a curated record